AUGACCCUCACCUGCGCCACCGCCCUUCUCCGCCCGAAUGACGGCGCAAAUGGAUACAUGCCCCCCGGCGGCGCUCGCCGAGCAUUGCUCAAUUUCUUCCAGUACGAUGGCGCCCACUCCUGCUCCAUUAUGACACUCCGCCUCGUCUGUUUCCCAGGCUUUUCUCUACGCGAACUCCGCCUCCUCCUCGCCCCAUUUGGACUUGCACUCCACACAGACGGCACUGGCGAGGGUGUCACCCCCGGGGGCCAUGUUUUAUGUACUGCCAUUGCCCUAGGAGGACCGAGACCUGUCGUCACUAUAUGGAAACCCGCUGCUGUCGAAAGGGCGGUCCUAUCAGGAAUUUUGCAAGACAAGAAUGGCCAUUUGGGUGCUCUACCUGUCACAGUCUUUCGCGAAGUUCUUUGGCCUUGGGUCAGACACGCCGCCCGCUGCGCAGAUUCAACUGGCAAAGCGGUCCCGAAUGUGCUCUGCUUUCGGGACAGAGCUGCAAUACCCCUAUCAUUGCGAGAUACCAGUGAAGCCGUUCCGUCCAACGGCCGUCAGAUAAACAUCAACGGGAAUUCUUCCGACUCCGAUGCUUCCGCGAGCGGCGCCAAUGACGACCCGGAUUUUAUCGACUCGGAGGAUGACGGCUUCUUCGACUCUGAUGAUGAAGAUGCAGGCAGCGAGCCGGAACAUGAAGACAUCAUCGCCCCAUUCCCACACCAACCGAUUUAA
Messenger RNA from Chondrus crispus (carragheen), 720 nucleotides. RefSeq lists its product as hypothetical. The transcript has a single exon. NCBI's taxonomy places the organism in Eukaryota, Rhodophyta, Florideophyceae, Gigartinales, Gigartinaceae. The record is from RefSeq and is a predicted model, not a curated record. The coding region runs from base 1 to 720 and encodes 239 amino acids.